AAAAAAAAAAAAAAAGUUCUGAAACUUUUUUCUCUGACAUAUGUGUUUCAUGGCGACCUUUUCUGUACCUGAAGAAGCAAGGGUUGAAGAAGGAGAGUGGGGGGAAGUGUGACGGAAUUUCAACAUCCAGUUUUGUGGAGUCUCUCCUCUGUGAAUAAGCUCAAGCAGAGACUAAUUAAAGAAAAAAAAAAAGUUCCAAAGGAUCGGAAAAGAGUUUUUGUGUAUAUUACCUACUGUUAUGGAAUUUUCAGCUGAGUAGUAGCUAUAUAUGUCGACGACGGUACUUACAGAUUCGAUCGUGGUGAACACCGCGGCGGCGACGGCGGAGACGGUUACGACGAAAUUAACGACGGCGGCGAUGGAGGUUGACUUGGCGAAAUGCGAUUGCUGCGGAUUGAUAGAGGAAUGCACUCUGGCGUACAUAGAGAGGAUCCGGGAGCGGUACCAAGGGAAAUGGAUCUGCGGCCUCUGCGCGGAGGCGGUGAAGGAUGAGACUCUGCGGUGCGAGGAGCGGCUGAUCAGCGCCGAGGAGGCGUUGACUCGGCACCUCAACUUCUGCACGAAGUUCCGAUCGGCGGCCGGCCCGCCUCCGGACCCGACGGUUCACUUAAUCGCGGCGAUGAGGCGGAUCCUGAGGCGGAGGUCCUCGUCGUCGAAACCACCGAAGUUCACGUCGACGCCGAGUAGUCCGAUGAAGAACGGCGGCGACGAGAUUAACCUGGCGGCGCUUAAGAGAUCGGAGAGCUGUAUUCCGACGCUGUCGUUGGUGGAGGUGAAUUGCAGUGUGGAAAUGCGACAAAGCUUUGAAUAAAUUAAAGAGCCGAGAAACGUGGAAACUAAGGAGUAGAAGUUUAAUUUAAUUUAGACCCACGGAACAAAAAUGGUAAUCCAAAAAAACACAAAUAAUGCUCAAUGCAAAACCUUCUUAGUUUUAAUUUGAUCCUUCUAAGUGUAACAAUCAAACCAAUUAGCAUUUCCACUAAGAAAUUAAGUAUCUCUUCAUCCUA
This is a messenger RNA of Ipomoea nil (Japanese morning glory), 1007 nucleotides long. RefSeq lists its product as uncharacterized. Lineage: Eukaryota; Viridiplantae; Streptophyta; Magnoliopsida; Solanales; Convolvulaceae. The record is from RefSeq and is a predicted model, not a curated record. The transcript is spliced from 2 exons. The coding region runs from base 269 to 811 and encodes 180 amino acids.